Messenger RNA from Arabidopsis arenosa, 816 nucleotides. Lineage: Eukaryota; Viridiplantae; Streptophyta; Magnoliopsida; Brassicales; Brassicaceae. The record is from the annotation of a GenBank genome assembly.
ACCAGAUUUUCAUUCAGAUAUGGCCGCCGCUCAACAAAUUAUAGUUCUUCAUCGCCGCGUUUUGAUGAUGAUUCUUGUCCUUCAUUCAGUGAAGGUAAAAAAAACUUGAAUUUGGUGCCGUCGCCCGUUUCAUAUCCGAUGAGAAUCGCUGUCUCUCCGGGUAAGGUCCAUCAAGUGUUCUUGAAUUUCCGGGGAGAGCAACUGCGGUACAACUUUGUCAGCCACCUAAGUGAUGCCUUCGAGUUGCAAGAGAUCAAGUACUUCAUAGACAAACACGAGCAGAGAGGCAAAGACCUAAAACAUCUCUUUGUAAGAAUCAAAGAGUCCAGCAUUGCACUGGCAAUCUUCUCUACUAGGUAUCCAGAGUCGAGCUGGUGCAUGGAUGAGUUGGUGAUGAUGAAGAAACUUUCGGAUCAAGGAAAACUCCUAGUUAUUCCGAUCUUCUACAAGGUGGAUGCAAAAGACGUUAAAAAACCGACAGGUGACAGUGAGUUUGGUAAGAACUUCUGGAGGCUCGCCGAAGAUUCUACUGGAGAUCAGAUCAAGAAGUGGAAAGAAGCCUUAGAGUCCAUCUCUUGUAAGAUGGGUUUGUCUCUAGGAGAAAAGAGCUCUGAAUCCGAUUUUGUCAAGGAAAUUGUUAAGGAGGUGCAGAGAGUUAUAGAAGCAUUUGUCUCGAGGAAGAAAAGAGUCAUUUUCGGAAGGAAGGUGGGGGAUUUUCAGUUACCCAUAUGGUGAAUCUCCCGAUAUCAAGAAUAGAGGAGCCAAACAUUUCAUUUGUAAUUUUUGUAUUUAUUACCAUAAAGCAUCCAUGGCCUA